Messenger RNA from Pongo pygmaeus (Bornean orangutan), 6857 nucleotides. RefSeq names its product nuclear pore complex-interacting protein family member A7-like. Gene Ontology annotation, molecular function: ABC-type transporter activity; ATP binding. The record is from RefSeq and is a predicted model, not a curated record. Gene Ontology annotation, cellular component: membrane. Lineage: Eukaryota; Metazoa; Chordata; Mammalia; Primates; Hominidae. The transcript is spliced from 22 exons. Gene Ontology annotation, biological process: transmembrane transport. Bases 560 to 3085 code for a protein of 841 amino acids.
GAAUGUCAUGUGGUAUACCAGCAACCCCGACUUCACCAAGUGCUUUCAGAACACGGUCCUCAUGUGGGUGCCUUGUUUUUACCUCUGGGCCUGUUUCCCCUUCUACUUCCUCUAUCUCUCCUGACAUGACCGGGGCUACAUUCAUAUGACACCUCUCAACAAAACCAAAACUGGUCUUGCUCUUUUGCCCAGGCUGGAGUGCAAUGGUAUGAUCACAGCAUACUGCAAGCUCGAACUCCUGGUUCAAGUCAUCCUCCUGCCUCAGCUUUUUGAGUAGCUGGUAGCUGGGACUGCAGGCGUACACCACCAUGCCUGGCUAAUUUAAAACAAUUUUUUGUAGAGACAGGGUCUCGCCUUGUUGCCCAGGCUGUUGUCAAACUCCUGGCUUCCAGUGAUCCUCCUGCCUCGGCCUCCCAAAGUGCUGGUAUUACAGGCAUGAAUCCGGCCUGUAUUCACUGAUUUUUAAAUCUUUUGCUACAUUUGUUUUAUCAUGAGCUUUUGCUCUCUCUCUCUCUAUACGCAUGCUAUAAUUUAUUUUUUCUGAAUCAUUUGAGAAUGGAUGCACCUUGAAACGUAUCCCACCCAUAGAGGGCCCUCAGCCUUGGGAUUUUUGCUGUGGAUCGUCUGCUGGGCAGAACUCUUCUACUCUUUCUGGGAAAGAAGUCGGGGCAUAUUCCUGGCCCCAGUGUUUCUGGUCAGCCCAACUCUCUUCAGCAUCACCAUGCUGCUUUCUACCUUUUUAAUUCAGCUGGAGAGGAGGAAGGGAGUUCAGUCUUCAGGGAUCAUGCUCACUUUCUGGCUGGUAGCCCUACUGUGUGCCCUAGCCAUCCUGGGAUCCAAAAUUAUGACAGCCUUAAAAGAGGAUGCCCAGGUGGACCUGUUUCGUGACAUCACUUUCUACGUCUACUUUUCCCUCUUACUCAUUCAGCUCGUCUUGUCCUGUUUCUCAGAUCGCUCACCCCUGUUCUCGGAAACCAUCCACGACCCUAAUCCUUGCCCGGAGUCCAGCGCCUCCUUCCUGUCCAGGAUCACCUUCUGGUGGAUCACAGGGUUGAUUGUGCGGGGCUACCGCCAGCCCCUGGUGGGCAGUGACCUCUGGUCCUUAAACAAAGAGGACACGUCGGAACAAGUCGUGCCUGUUUUGGUAAAGAACUGGAAGAAGGAAUGCGCCAAGACUAGGAAGCAGCCGGUGAAGGUGGUGUACUCCUCCAAGGAUCCUGCCCAGCCAAAAGAGAGUUCCAAGGGGGAUGCGAAUGAGGAGGUGGAGGCUUUGAUUGUCAAGUCCCCACAGAAGGAGUGGAACCCCUCCCUGUUUAAGGUGUUAUACAAGACCUUUGGGCCCUACUUCCUCAUGAGCUUCUUCUUUAAGGCCAUCCACGACCUGAUGAUGUUUUCUGGGCCGCAGAUCUUAAAGUUGCUCAUCAAGUUUGUGAACCACACGAAGGCCCCAGACUGGCAGGGCUACUUCUACACCGUGCUGCUGUUUGUCACUGCCUGCCUGCAGACCCUCGUGCUGCACCAGUACUUCCACAUCUGCUUCGUCAGUGGCAUGAGGAUCAAGACCGCUCUCACUGGGGCUGUCUAUCGGAAGGCCCUGGUGAUCACCAGCUCAGCCAGAAAAUCCUCCACAGUCGGGGAGAUCGUCAGCCUCAUGUCUGUGGACGCUCAGAGGUUCAUGGACUUGGCCACGUACAUUAACAUGAUCUGUGGACAAGAUAUGGUGAGCAUCCUCCAGUUAGUUCAGAAUCUGAUGCAUGGAGAUGAAGAUGAGGAGCCCCAGAGCCCCAGAAUCCAAAAUAUUGGAGAACAAGGUCAUAUGGCUUUGUUGGGACAUAGUCUGGGAGCUUAUAUUUCAACUCUGGACAAAGAGAAGCUGAGAAAACUUACAACUAGGAUACUUUCAGAUACCACCUUAUGGCUAUGCAGAAUUUUCGGAUAUGAAAAUGGCUGUGCUUAUUUCCACAAAGAGGAAAGAGAAGGACUUGCAAAGAUAUGUAGGCUUGCCAUUCAUUCUCGAUAUGAAGACUUCGUAGUGGAUGGCUUCAAUGUGUUAUAUAACAAGAAGCCUGUCAUAUAUCUUAGUGCUGCUGCUAGACCUUGCCUGGGCCAAUACCUUUGUAAUCAGGUUAUCAAUUCUGUGCCUGAUGAUUUUCAUCCUGGGACUGACUUUUGUGGAAUUCCUUGGAUUAUCAUUAUUGUGUUUCUGGGAAUUUCUACACUUGCCAUUUUCCUCUGGAAAACUAGCCUUUGUGUGUCGUUCCUCAAGACUGUCUUAAAGUCACAAAAUGUACAUGACGGAUCCAAGGAUGUACAGCGGAAAGCCUGGAGGUCCAAUAGCCGUAGCCGGGAAGGAAUUAAAAUUGGCCUGGAAGACCUCUUUACUUCAUGGAGACAUAUGGAAGCCAAAGUUCGAGCUGAAGUCCAUAAAGUGACAAGGAAGGUCAACAGUCAUUACAAAAUCAAUGGACAGAGGAAGACUGCCGAGGAAGAGAAACAAAACAUGAAAGAAUGUGAGCAAGCAGAAAACAAGAGGCAGCUAUCAGAGGCAGAGGAGAAUGGGAAAUUGGAUAUGAAAGAAAUACACACCUACCUGAAACUGUUUCAACGCACGCAAGAGUUGCGGCGGCGGGCAGAGGACUACUACAGAUGCAAAAUCGCCCCUUCUGCAAGAAAACCUCUUGCCAACUCAGUAAGUUUGUUUGUUUUCCUUGCUUUUGGAUAUAGUCUGCCAGGUCAGGACAUGGAUGUAUUUUUCUCCCCACAGCUCUGUGCUCAAGCCUUGCAAAGGGGGAUGGCAGAGAAGAAGGCUGCCUACAAGCAGCACAGGUGUGAAAUGAGGCAAAAGCAGAGAGUGCCAGAGAGACGCAUGAGUCAGGAGCCAGUCCAGGGACAACCGGGCCUAGAGAACCCUUUCUGGAGGGCAGAUUCAGGACCUCAUUGGGUUCCCAUGAGGAACAGCAGCGGCGUCCCAGCUGAAAACACAGAGAAGACAAAGGGACAAUUCCAAAUGAAGGCCUUAAAUGAUGCUCAGCUAAGCUGGUUCUUGUGUGGCCUCUGUACCUUCAAAAGCUGUUGGGUCCUAUGAUUACACAUGAUGGGACUUGUACACUUGAAGUGAAACACAGUUUUAAAACUUGCUUUCUUUAGAAUUCCCACCUCAUUUUUCAAUGGACAAAAGUAUUCUUUAUGUCCUAGUGCACUUACAAUUUGGUAUUACCUGGGAGUGAAAAGAAAUAUUACAGCCAUGUCUAACUGACUUCUUGAGAUAAGAUUGUUCUGUCAGAAAUCCCUCUCCCAGUUCCCCUGAAACUCUUCAGGAAUCCACAUCUUUCCAGAGCUCUUUGUUGUCAUGGGUGGCACCUCCAGAGUGAAGAAGAUCCUUUGUCCAGAAGGGAAACAGAGGGGAAAUGAGAGGGUCCCGCAGGCAGAGCUGGAAUCAACUUCCACUCUGCCUCUUGCAAGCUGUGUGACCCUGGGCACAAUUUCUCCUUCCUGUGGAAACCUCUGUUUUCUUCGAUUUGGAGCAGGGUGGUCACACUGACCUUGCAGAGUUCUGAGAAUCAGAGACAGAACAUAAAAGGCCUGGAAAACAUUCUCCAAAAAGAAGAUGUAACAUGUGUGGACAAUGGGCUUUUCAUGCCUCUCUUACUCUCUGUUGACCUGGUGCAAGAAACAUGCUCUGGUGAUGGCUGUGAGGGAGGAAAGAGGAUAGACAUAGACACUCCUGUGUCUCAAACAUGCUUCUUUAUUACUCUGUUGUGACUCUGUCUUCCCUGGGGCAGGACCCCAGCCUGCCUACAUUUGCAAACAGACACAGUGGCAUGUGGAGACAACAGUGUGUCCCAAUGACUUUUCUUUACUCCCCAGCUGUGGGCAGUACUCAGUGGAAGGGUGAUAUUAUGACACUGAUACUGCUAUUUUGAAACCUGGAGGAUAGAAAGGUGCAAAAAUCUAUCACCAGCAACAGAAGGUGCAGCCUGUGUUGGUGGCGGUAAUUUUGUCCGUCAAAUGAAUAUGUGUGAAAACAUUUCCUCCUUCGGCCCUACAGGUCAGGAUGGCGGCAGUGGAGCACCAUCAUUCCUCAGGGUUGCCCUACUGGCCCUUCCUCACGGCUGAAACUUUAAGAAAAAGGAUGGGCCACAAGCCAACUCCUCCACCUCAGUGUGAUCUGAGAGGUCAACCACAUCCAUCAGUUAAAGGGUGUCUGAGACUGCUGACUCUUUCUCGACUACAGUGUCCACUAGGACCUCAACCACAUUCUACAACUGAUGAUUUUCUGAGAAGAGAGACACCUCAAGACGAGUGUGCCCUGGGACUUGAACCACUUCCUCGAGCUGAUGAUUUUCCGAGACUCAAGACACCUCCCAAGGGUCUUUUCAUACUAAUUUCCCCUUCUCCAGUUGAUGAUUCGCUGAGCCUCAAGACACCUCCCAAGUGUCUUCUGGUACCCCUUCCACCUUCUCCAGUUGAUGAUUUUCUGAGACCACAAACACCUCCCGUCCAGUGUCACCUGAGACCUGUACCAUUUCAUCGAGCUGAUGAUAUCAGGAGACUCAAGAAACCUCCUAACUGUUUUUUCGCACCCCUUCCACCUUCUCCAGUUGAUGAUUUUCUGACACCACAGAGACCUCCAGUCGAGUGUCACCUGGGACCUCUACCGUUUCCUCGAGCUGAUGAUUUUAGGAGACUCAAGACACCUCCCGACUGUUUUUUCGUACCUCUUACAUCUUCUCCAGUAGAUGAUUCUCUGAGCCUCCAGACAGCGCCUGAGUGUCUUCUGGCACCUCUUUCACCUUCUCCAGUUGAUGACUUUGUGAGACCACAGACAGCUGCCAUCCACUCUCGCCUGCGACCUGGACCAUUUUCUAAAGCUCAUGAUACUCGGAGACUCAAGACUCCUCCCAACUGUCGUUUCGUACCUCUUCCACCUCCUCCAGUUGAUGAUUCUCUGAGCCUCAAGAUACCCCUCGAGUGUCUUCUGGUACCUCUUCCACCUUCUCCAGUUGAUUUUCUGACAGCACCGAUACCUCUUGUCCACUCUCACCUGGGACCUGGACCAUUUUCUCAAUCUGAUCAUUUUCCGAGACUCGAGACACCUCCCGAGUGUUUUCCAUACCUCUUCCACCUUCUCCAGUCGAUUCUGUGAGCCUCAGGAUACCUCCUGAGUGUCCUCUGGUACCUCUUCCACCUUCUGCAGUUGAUGAUUUACUGACACCAGACUCCUCCCGUCCACUGUCGCCUGGGACCUGUACCAUUUCCUCGAGCUGAUGAUUUUAGUUGAAACAAGAUACCUCCCGACUGUUUUUUCCUACCUCUUCCACCUUCUCCAGUUGAUGAUUCUCUGAGCCUCAAGACACCUCCCGAGUGUCUUCUGCUACCUCUUCCACCUUCUCCAGUUCAUGAUAUUCUCAGACCACAAACACGUCCUGUCAACUCUCGCCUGGGACCUGGUCCAUUUUCUCAAGCUGAUGAUUUUCCGAGACUGAAGACACCCCCUGAGUGUCUUUUCAUACCUCUUCCACCUUCUCCAGUUGAUGAUUCUCUGAGCCUCAAGAUACCUCUCGAGUGUCUUCUGGUACCUAUUCCACCUUCUCCAGUUGAUGAUAUUUUCAGACCACAGACACAUCCCAUCCACUGUCGCCUGGGACCUGGUCCGUUUUCUCAAGCUGAUGAUUUUCCGAGACUGAAGACACCCCCACCGAGUGUCUUUUCAUACCUCUUCCACCUUCUCCAGUUGAUGAUUCUCUCAACCUCAAGACACCUCCCGAGUGUCUUCUGCUACCUCUUCCACCUUCUCCAGUUGAUGAUUUUCUGAGAGCAUAGACACCGCCCAUCAACUGUCCCCUGGGACCACGAUCAUUUUCUCCAGCUGAUGAUUUUCUGAGAUUGCAGACACCUCCUGAGCAUCUUCUCAUACCUUUUCCACCUUCUCCAGGUGAUGAUUUUCUGGGACCACAGACACCUCCUAUCAAGUGUCGCCUAGGACCGGUACCAUUUUCUCCAGCUGAUGAUUUUCUCAGACUCAAGACACUUCUCAAGUGUCUUUUGGUUCCUCUUCCACGUUCUCCAGUUGAUGAUUUUCUGAGACCACAGACAUGUCCCCUCGAGUGUCUUCUGGCACCUCAACCACCGUCUCCAGCGGAUGAUUUUCUGAGACCGCAGACACCUGCAGUUGACUUUCCCUUGGGACUCCUACCAUUUUCUCAAGCUGAUGAUUUUCUGGCAUCACAGACACCUCCCCUCAAGUGUCUUCUGGUACCUUUUCUUCCUCUCUAGUUGAUGAUUUUUUGAGAUGACUGACAUUUCCAGUCUCAUGUCCCCUGGGACCUGUACCAUUUUUCUCUAGUUGAUUAUUUUCUCUCUGUUUUGUUGUUGUUGUUUUUAUUUUUUUGUUUUAGUUAAAAUACAUAAUUCUUUUAUUUCAUAAUGCAGUAAAAGAAAUUAUCAUCACAUGCACAGAAGACUAGGAAAAGGGAAACUACUUACUUCUGAAAAUCCAGUAAUGUAAACCUAUUUGUACUUGUCCGUAGUACAUGAAAAUAAUGUUUAACAUGUUUUGAAUUAAAUUUUACCUGUGGGGCUAUACAAUGUAAUUCUCAGGAGUAAUAGUUUCAUUCAUUUCCAGGUUAGAUUACUGUAUGAUUCAUUAACACAAGGCACAGUAGCCAUCUUUGUCAUUAUGUUGCAACACUCAUCAUGUACCUCUCUAAAAUGGCUGAUUUAACAAGAUGAUGGCAACACGAAGGGGAGACUUUGGAUUGUCUAUUGAAAAUCUAGGCAAUAAGUAAUUAAGAAAAACUCUAUCUGAAGUGUACUUUCACAUACUUUCUGUUUAUAAUAAACAACAAACUUCCUAA